UGAUCAUUUCGUCUUUCUUCAAUCUUUCAGAACCGGCAUACGCUUACAUAACCUCAUAAGCAAUGGGGACUUCGUAUAAGCUUGGAAUGGACGAACUUUCCGGUCGGUCUUCCAACAGCAUAUGGAAGGCGCUGGUCGCUGAAUUCAUUGGUAUCUUCAUCCUGAACUUUUUUGGCUGCGCUGCAUGUACUCAUGCAGCUGGAGAUAAAACACUCAUUUCACUUGCUUUUGGUCUGAGUGUAUUCAUGGUUGUGAUGUCUAUCGGGCACAUUAGCGGUGGACACAUCAAUCCUGCAGUAACUGCUGGCUUACUUGCGGCUGGCAAAGUCAGCAUUGUUCGAGCACUUUUGUACGUCGUCGUAGCUCAAUGUGCCGGAGCAGUGGCUGGAACUGCUUCACUAAAGGCACUUUUACCGGAAGCAUACCAGAAUGGUCUUGGCAACACAGGCCUUAAAGAAAACGUCCAAGAUAUGCAAGGAUUGGGAAUUGAGUUCUUCCUAGGUUUCAUCCUGGUACUGUGCGUUUUCGGAGUUUGCGAUGAGAACAAACCAGAUUCACGCUUUGUUGCCCCAUUGGCUAUCGGCAUGACGGUUACUUUGGGUCAUCUCGGAGUUGUAGAGUAUACCGGUUCCAGCAUGAAUCCCGCUCGCUCGUUUGGAACGGCAUUUAUCGGUGAUAAUUGGGCUAAUCAUUGGAUCUAUUGGGCUGGACCUAUUUUGGGCGGUAUUUGUGCUUCUCUUCUGUAUUGCCAAGUGUUCAAAGCACCUCAACCAGAAGGAGAAUCCGCCUCAGAGCGCUACCGUGUAGCUGCUGACGAGAAAGAGGCUUACAAUACCCACUUAAAGCUGAAAUACAUUGAUGAAGAUGCAUAGAUCAGCUAAAACGUUUGGAUGGAAAACGUGAUAUGGCCUGAGGAUAUCUCCAGCAAGCUGCAUUCUUUCAACAGCAUUUAUCUAUGCAGUUGAACAAAUAUUCAUUGAUAGAAUAUUUGUGGAGCAAAUAGAUUUUAAGUGUUUUACUAUUGGAUAAGAUGCAAGAUUUUAAGCCUACUGAAACAAAACAUCUAGUUAAGAAAAAUGCGAAAAUAUCAUUAAAAAGCAAAAUGUGCCACGAAUAAAUAAAAUAUUUAUAAACAAUA
Molecule: messenger RNA, 1138 nt
Organism: Aedes aegypti (yellow fever mosquito)
Lineage: Eukaryota; Metazoa; Arthropoda; Insecta; Diptera; Culicidae
Product: aquaporin AQPcic-like
Exons: 7
Coding region: 63-872 (269 amino acids)
Biological process (GO): transmembrane transport
Cellular component (GO): plasma membrane
Molecular function (GO): water channel activity
Source: RefSeq, a predicted model, not a curated record